This is a messenger RNA of Brugia malayi, 396 nucleotides long. RefSeq lists its product as uncharacterized. Bases 1 to 396 code for a protein of 131 amino acids. The record is from RefSeq and is a predicted model, not a curated record. Lineage: Eukaryota; Metazoa; Nematoda; Chromadorea; Rhabditida; Onchocercidae. The transcript has 4 exons.
AUGUUAACGAUGAAAUUAUUCCUUCAUUGUGCAAUCUUUUAUUUACUUACCUACGCACACGAUAUUAAUGAUGAUGACAAGGAACGUACGCCGAUAUUAAAUAAUCCGGAAGCAGAAGAUCUUGAACGGCAAUUAUUUUGGACGAGAAAACGAGCUGGCGCUCGAGCAUUUGGUUCAAUGAGAGGAAACAAUUUUGAAAAUCUUUUUUUCCCGAGCAAUAAACGACACCAAACCUUCUCACCGUACUACUACUAUCAACAAUUGAAACGUGGCGGUGGACAUCCCUUCUACACGUAUUGGAGUCCGUCAAAUGCUGGAAACGUCAAAUUUGUCGAAGGUUCGCCGUUUUAUAAAAAACGUUCGGUACUGCGUGAUUCAGAUGAUUACAUUUAUUGA